Fomitopsis serialis is the source of this 1293-nucleotide messenger RNA. RefSeq lists its product as uncharacterized. The record is from RefSeq and is a predicted model, not a curated record. The transcript has 8 exons. Bases 1 to 1293 code for a protein of 430 amino acids. Lineage: Eukaryota; Fungi; Basidiomycota; Agaricomycetes; Polyporales; Fomitopsidaceae.
AUGUCUGAACACCUCUCAUCCGAUACCACUGCGUACUCAGAACAUGCUACGCCUCCCUCCUCGGACUCGGACUCUGGCACAGCGCCCGGCACGCCUCCGAGUUCCACGAACACGUCAUGGCCUGCAACAAGCGACACUUCUCUCGAUGCGUACGAUAUACCAUUACAGUUCUGGGCUCGGAUGAAGGAGAACGGUGGAACGACCGAACCCAUCGAUGCGCUGCACGGGUAUUUCAACGACAUCUGGCACUUGUGGAAGGAGUGGGUAGAUAAAGGCCGACGUGGAUUCGUUACAAAGCAUAUGAUCGGGAUGAAUUCGGAUUCAUACCGGCUCCUACUGGACGUGCUGGAACAGGCGUGGCAGUGGGAGCUAGAAGGGGGAGUUUAUGGGCGUUGGGUAGCGUUCUUGCGCUGCAUGAGAGCAGACCUCUUCGUCCAGGCCAACGAGGUCGUGGCCAUUGCACCGACCUUCGACGAGGACUUCUCGCCGGUUGUAUCUGCAAAGAGAGUGAUCACCAACUCCGAUGUCCAGUUUCGCCUCAACUAUGCGUCAAUCACGCUCGACAUCGGCCACGAAGGUGAGCCGGAAUACGAGCCCAACAACUCGGACAUCUUCAUGUGCUUGGUGACCCAGUCACGCGAGGAGUUUCUCUACCAGACACGCAAGAUUGCUCUGGCCUUGACUCGAUCCCUUGUAGGGUUCUUCAUCGUGCUGGUCGCCGGGCUUCCCAGCCAACAGCCUGACCCUGACGUCAGCUUCAAGACCAGUGUCUUGCAGGAGACAAUGUCUGGCCUAGCGUUGAGGUUCAAGACGCGUGUUCGUGAUGGCUCGAAUUUCGAUCACUGGCAAGAGGACUAUCAUUUCAUGCGCUUGCUGGAGGCUAAUGGAAUGCCUCUCACCUCACCUCCUGAGGCCUACCUCCGCUUUCGAGCCUGUGUCAAGUCGAUCAUCAGAGAUAUCGUUCCCUCAACAGUACCCCGCGCGCCAUGGCUGGUCUGCUACACGAUCGAUUCAACAAAAUCCGCGUUCGCGACAUCACUGGGGCCAUCGAUAUCUCUGCGAUGGCACCAUAACCAGUCUGUCGACGGGUGCAUGUACGUGGGCUGCGUAAUUGGGGGCGCUCGACUCUACAGGUGGGAACAAUGCUUGGUCGCGGUGGGUCGGCACCUAUCUGGGGAUAUCGUCGCCGACCUCCUACCCGCCGACGGCAUCGUCGUAUCGGUGGAAACCAACAAGAUCGAGGCCGAUGAUAGCGCCAUGGUCCUCUCAGACGCUGCGUGGCCAUCCAGGUAG